AUGGCUCCUCGUAUUCGUCCUGCUACAACGCUAGUGGUGGUAUUAUCUAUAGCAUUUGCAUUCCAACUGAUAGCAAUAUUAUCAGUUCCAGUCACAAAAAGCAUAUCCAUAUGUACAUAUGAUGGUUAUAAAUUUGGGGUAUUUGGGCUGUGUCGAGGAAAUAGUUGUUCAAAAGUUGGUAUAGGAUACACUGGUAAAGAACUGGAUGAUGUUGAUGGUUUCUCACUGCCUUCAAAUGCUAGAAGAUCAGUCUCAAAGCUACUUGUUGUUCAUCCAAUAUCUGCUGGCUUCUCCAUUAUUUUAUUAUUUUCAUCAGCUUUAUUGCAUUGGCAUGGUCCUUCCAAUUCUCUAAGAUUUUUAUUCUUCUUGUUAUUAUGGACUAUACCCAGUUUUCUAAUAUCAUUAUUAUCAUUUCUAGUUGAUAUUCUUUUAUUUGUGCCUCAUUUGGAUUGGGGUGGCUGGAUUGUACUAGCUGCUACGGUGUUGAUUGCGGUGUCUGGAGUUUUGUUAUGCAUAAUGAGAAGAACUGUCUCAUCUAGAAGGGUUCUGAAAAGAAAAGAUACAUUUGGUAACGAUUAUCAAUUAGAACCACUGAAUUAUGGAUAUGGUACUGUUGACGGAAAUUCAGAUGUCAAGUUUGGCAAGAAUUCCUAUGAAGGAAAAGAGGGAAAUGAAAAUGAAGAAGAAAGAGAACCUUUUGUUCAUGAAAGUAAUGAAACCUUUGACAACUCUAUGAAUUACACUAGAACUCAUGAAAAUCUGAAUGAUUACCCAUCUACUCAACUUUAUGAUUCAAUGCGUGGUGAAAACAAUAGAAGUGGUCAGAGUAACUCCACAGGUUAUAGAUCCCCCGAAAAUAUUCUGGCUCCUUUAUCAACAGCCUAUAGAGGUGAAUUCAAUUUUGACCGUGGAAAUGAAAAUCCAACACAAGAAUAUAUUCCAAGUGCACCAUACCCUUCGGAUAUACCGAAUGCUGGAUAUGAUGCGAACGAGUUACAACAAGCUUCAGAACCUUGGAGGGCACCUUACCCAAAUACAAAUGAUGAUUUGAGCCCUCACCCAGAAGCGUACAACGCUAAUAGUGUACCAUAUGUUGGAUCCAAACCAUCUGGUCCUCGUCCUAUGCCAACGCCCACAACUACUGGUAAUGAGGAGCUUCCAAUGUUACCAUCAGAACUUGCUGCGGUUUCUUUCAAUAAUAUGGAUGGUGAUGUUUUGACAGAGCCUUAUUCAAAUAGGGAUUCUGCUGAAAGUUUAUCAGCCCCACCACUUCCAAGCAAUUUGGAAUCUUCAGCUGAAGCAGAAACUGGUCAGUCACUUCCUGGGUACCCUUUCAAUGAACGACCAGAUCCGUUGAUUCAAGAAACAAAAAGACUUUAUGAAAGUGAUCCCCCAAAUUCUUUUAAUAAAGCUGAAGAAACUGGUAUUACUAGGGAAGCAACCUAUAGAACUAAAAUUGCCAAUGCAAUUGAUCAACUUCAAGGUCCAGAAACAAAUGAUCCUGCUGUCUAUUCAAAUCCAAGUUUUAUCAAUACAAACGAAAGUCUAUUAGCUUCCCAGUCAGCGUUAAAUGCUUCACAACUUCCACCAAAAAUCAAAGAGGAUGAUAAUGAUGAUGAGUUGUAUGGACCUGUGGCAGCCUUAUCAAAUGCAAAUAAUGAACACAAGGAUAGAAUUGUUCCUCAAAAUUCAAUGGAUGAUGAUGCAUCAUCGUCAUACUCUUCACAUAUUUCCUCCACUGUGAACAGCCCGGUUGAUGCAACUUUUACUAGGACGCAUUCACUUCUUACACCAAACAGAGGCUUGCCUAAUAAAACUCAAACAACAAGUUCAAUGGCCAUUGACAAUAUUUACGACCGUUAUGCAAGAGAUUCGACGGCCACUUUGAACAAUGCUAGUGCAGAAGGGAAAGAAGACGGUUUAAGUGCCAAUGAUUAUCCAUUUCCGGAUCCUCAUGAGAAACGAGUCACUCCUGCUCCAUCAUUUUCAAACAUCUCACUAGUAUCUUCAAACUUUACAUCAGUUUCACAAAGGGGGAUAAAUCCAAAAUACUUUGAGAAAAAUCCAGAGGAAAAACUAUUGUAUUUACAGCAGCAGCAACAACAACAGGAAGAUCAAUCGCAAUCAAAGCAUCCACUCACUGUUCAAACAAGACCAAGACCUUUGCAGACGGCUAAGAAUAACACAGAUAUCCUGAUAGCUUCAAAUCCAGAUUUCUCUGUUUUACCUAUAAAUAAAAGAAAUGGCAAAAGGAAACCAGGAAGAUGA
Hansenula anomala is the source of this 2268-nucleotide messenger RNA. RefSeq names its product Rim9p (gene RIM9). The transcript has a single exon. Gene Ontology annotation, cellular component: growing cell tip; plasma membrane; cell division site. NCBI's taxonomy places the organism in Eukaryota, Fungi, Ascomycota, Saccharomycetes, Phaffomycetales, Wickerhamomycetaceae. Bases 1 to 2268 code for a protein of 755 amino acids. The record is from RefSeq and is a predicted model, not a curated record.